GACCACAAUGGACACCUUGCUGGCUGGUUGGACUCGGUCCGGGGAUUUCCUGCAGGAUCGCUGGACUGCGCUGUUGGACAUCGUGGGUGAAGAUCCGUGGAGACUGUGGGUGGGGGGCAGCACGGUCGUCAUCUUCGUGGUGUAUUGGCUCUAUGCGGGCAUCUUCACCCUGAUGGACAUCACGAACCGUCCGCGCUUCCUGCGCAAAUACAAGAUCCAACCGGGUCAAAAUGAGCCAGUGGACUUGGCCAAACUCUGGAAUGCCGUCAAGGUGGUGCUCCUCAAUCUGACGGUGGUUAACUUCCUGGCUUGCUGGGCGGUUUAUGAGCUGGUUUACAGGACGGAGAACAGCGGCGAUAUUCGGGUGCUGCCCACCUUCAGGAGGGCUCUCCGGGAUCUGGCCGUCUUUGUGGUUCUGGAGGAGAUCAUGUUCUACUACGCCCACCGCCUGCUGCACCACAGAUCGGUGUACAAGCAUGUCCACAAGAAGCACCACGAGUGGACGGCACCGAUUGCGGCCAUUACCCUGUAUGCCCAUCCGGUGGAGCAUGUGGUGGCCAAUCUGCUGCCGGUGGCCACCUCCAUUGCGAUCCUGGGCACCCAUGUCGCCCUGGCCUACGUCAUCUUCGCCCUGGCCAUCGUCAACUCGAUGAGCGAUCACACGGGCUACAGCUUUCCCUGGUCGGCGGGAUCGGUGCGGUUCCACGACUACCACCAUGCCAAAUUCAACUACAACUACGGGGUGCUCGGCCUGCUGGACAAACUGCAUGGCACCUAUCGCAGUCCUGCCGAGCAGAGGAGUCCUGCAUCGAGGAUUAGAAGCAAGCCCAGCAAAAGGAAAUCCAAAUAGUCGCUUUGAUUAUUACUUUUCUUGCAAAAAACUAGCGACCAUAUUUAAAAUAGUAACUCAGCAAUUCCUUU
This is a messenger RNA of Drosophila ficusphila, 921 nucleotides long. RefSeq names its product fatty acid hydroxylase domain-containing protein 2. Gene Ontology annotation, molecular function: C-4 methylsterol oxidase activity; iron ion binding. Gene Ontology annotation, biological process: sterol biosynthetic process. The record is from RefSeq and is a predicted model, not a curated record. Bases 8 to 850 code for a protein of 280 amino acids. The transcript is spliced from 2 exons. Lineage: Eukaryota; Metazoa; Arthropoda; Insecta; Diptera; Drosophilidae.